Molecule: messenger RNA, 3604 nt
Organism: Vicugna pacos (alpaca)
Lineage: Eukaryota; Metazoa; Chordata; Mammalia; Artiodactyla; Camelidae
Gene: DHX16
Product: DEAH-box helicase 16
Cellular component (GO): catalytic step 2 spliceosome; intracellular anatomical structure
Molecular function (GO): RNA binding; helicase activity; ATP binding
Source: RefSeq, a predicted model, not a curated record
CUGCUUCCGGCCUCCGCGGUCCGGAAAGAUUGCUUUGGGCUGUUGGAAACGGAACCUCCAGGUCCUAAGACAGUUCCUUUGCAGAGUGGAGGCUCCGGCCCGGAGCUCCAGGCCUCCGGCGCUCCUGGCCGUCACCGUGGCUGCUUGAGACACUUUCAGGGCCGGGAAUAGGGAGUGUGGGUCGCCAUGGCGACGCCGGCGGGGCUGGAGCGCUGGGUGCAGGACGAGCUGCACUCGGUACUGGGGCUGAGCGAGCGGCACGUGGCCCAAUUCCUAAUCGGUACCGCGCAGCGCUGCGCCUCGGCCGAGGAGUUCGUGCAGCGCCUGCGAGACACCGAUACCCUGGACCUCAGUGGGCCGGCCCGGGACUUCGCCCUGAGACUCUGGAAUAAGGUCCCACGGAAGGCAGUGGUGGAAAAACCAGCUCGGGCAGCUGAGCGAGAGGCCCGAGCCCUGCUGGAGAAGAACCGAUCUUAUAGAUUGCUGGAGGACAGUGAGGAGAGCAGUGAGGAGACCAUAGGCAGGACUGGGAGCAAUCUGCAGAAGAAGCGGAAAAAACGGAAACACUUGAGGAAGAAACGUCAGGAGGAGGAGGAAGAAGAGGAGGAGGAAGAGGUUUCUGAGAAAGGAAAGAGGAAGGCAGGGGGGAGUAAACAGCAGACGGAGAAGCCAGAGUCAGAGGACGAGUGGGAGCGGACAGAGCGAGAACGUCUUCAGGACCUGGAGGAACGCGAUGCCUUUGCCGAGCGAGUUCGGCAGCGGGACAAGGAUCGGACACGCAAUGUCCUGGAGCGGUCAGACAAGAAGGCUUAUGAAGAGGCUCAGAAGCGCCUCAAGAUGGCCGAGGAAGACCGGAAAGCCAUGGUCCCCGAGCUGAGGAAGAAGUCCCGCCGAGAGUACCUGGCCAAGCGGGAACGCGAGAAGCUGGAGGACCUGGAGGCCGAGCUGGCGGACGAGGAGUUCCUCUUUGGGGAUGUGGAGCUGAGCCGACAUGAGCGGCGGGAGCUCAAAUACAAGCGACGUGUGCGGGAUCUGGCCCGGGAGUACCGGGCAGCUGGGGAGCAGGAGAAGCUGGAGGCCACCAAUCGCUACCACAUGCCUGAGGAGACCCGAGGACAGGUGAAGCCAGGGGAUCACCACUUCAUUCCCAGUCCCCAGGCAGAGGGAAGGGAAGGCUUCAAGGACCUGGGUGGUGCCUUGGCUGGCCCCUUCCUUGUCUUGCCUUUUGCUGUGGGUAGGGUGGUGACUGGGAAGGGGACGCUGGGCGGAGAGGGCAGCUUCCAUCUUCACAGCCCCCUCUCUGCACAGCCAGCGCGAGCCGCGGAUCUGGUGGAGGAGGAGUCCGGCGCCCCCGGGGAGGAACAGCGGCGCUGGGAGGAGGCCCGGCUGGGGGCAGCGUCCUUGAAGUUUGGGGCCCGAGAUGCUGCCUCCCAGGAGCCCAAGUAUCAGCUGGUGCUGGAGGAAGAGGAGACCAUCGAGUUUGUCCGGGCCACUCAGCUCCAGGGUGAUGAGGAGCCAUCAGCUCCACCCGCUCCAACCCAGGCCCAGCAGAAGGAGUCCAUCCAGGCCGUCCGCCGCAGCCUCCCGGUGUUCCCAUUCCGCGAGGAGCUCGUGGCCGCUAUUGCUAAUCAUCAGGUCCUCAUCAUUGAAGGCGAGACAGGCUCGGGCAAGACCACCCAGAUCCCACAGUACCUCUUUGAGGAGGGUUACACACAGAAGGGUAUGAAGAUUGCCUGCACCCAGCCCCGGAGAGUGGCUGCCAUGAGCGUGGCUGCCCGAGUGGCCCGGGAGAUGGGGGUGAAGCUUGGGAAUGAGGUUGGUUACAGUAUCCGCUUUGAGGACUGCACAUCAGAGCGAACUGUGCUGCGGUACAUGACAGACGGGAUGCUUCUCCGGGAGUUCCUCUCUGAGCCUGACCUUGCGAGUUACAGUGUGGUGAUGGUGGAUGAGGCUCAUGAACGGACGCUGCACACAGACAUUCUCUUUGGGUUAAUCAAGGAUGUUGCUCGGUUCCGACCUGAGCUCAAGGUCCUGGUGGCUUCGGCCACACUGGACACUGCCCGCUUUUCCACUUUCUUCGAUGACGCCCCCGUCUUCCGAAUCCCUGGCCGCAGGUUUCCGGUUGACAUCUUCUAUACCAAGGCUCCGGAGGCGGACUACCUGGAAGCCUGUGUGGUGUCUGUGCUGCAGAUCCACGUGACCCAGCCCCCUGGGGAUAUCCUGGUGUUCCUGACAGGACAGGAGGAGAUCGAGGCUGCCUGUGAGAUGCUCCAGGAUCGCUGUCGCCGCCUGGGCUCCAAAAUCCGGGAGCUCCUGGUGCUGCCUAUUUAUGCCAACCUGCCUUCCGACAUGCAGGCGCGGAUCUUCCAGCCCACGCCCCCUGGGGCACGGAAGGUGGUUGUGGCAACGAAUAUCGCCGAGACCUCUCUCACCAUUGAGGGCAUCAUUUACGUGCUGGAUCCGGGGUUCUGUAAGCAGAAGAGCUACAACCCGCGCACGGGCAUGGAAUCACUCACUGUCACACCCUGCAGCAAGGCCUCAGCCAAUCAGCGAGCUGGUCGGGCAGGUCGGGUGGCUGCAGGGAAGUGCUUCCGCCUGUAUACCGCCUGGGCCUAUCAGCACGAGCUGGAGGAAACCACGGUGCCUGAGAUCCAGAGGACCAGCCUCGGCAAUGUCGUGUUGCUGCUCAAGAGCUUAGGGAUCCAUGACCUAAUGCACUUUGAUUUCUUGGACCCUCCGCCGUAUGAGACCCUGCUGCUGGCUUUGGAGCAGCUGUAUGCACUGGGAGCCCUCAACCACCUUGGGGAGCUCACCACGUCUGGUCGAAAGAUGGCAGAACUGCCGGUGGACCCCAUGCUGUCUAAAAUGAUCCUGGCCUCUGAGAAGUACGGCUGUUCGGAGGAGAUCCUGACAGUGGCCGCCAUGCUCUCUGUCAACAACUCCAUUUUCUACCGACCCAAGGACAAGGUUGUCCAUGCCGACAAUGCUCGUGUCAACUUCUUCCUCCCUGGUGGGGACCACCUGGUUCUGCUGAAUGUUUAUACACAGUGGGCUGAGAGUGGUUACUCUUCCCAGUGGUGCUAUGAGAACUUUGUACAGUUUAGAUCGAUGCGCCGAGCCCGGGAUGUGCGGGAACAGCUGGAGGGGCUCCUGGAACGCGUGGAAGUUGGCCUCAGUUCCUGCCAGGGGGACUAUAUCCGUGUCCGCAAGGCCAUCACUGCCGGCUACUUUUACCACACAGCACGGCUGACUCGUAGCGGCUACCGCACAGUGAAACAGCAGCAGACGGUGUUCAUUCAUCCCAAUUCUUCCCUCUUUGAGGAACAGCCACGCUGGCUGCUCUACCACGAACUUGUCUUGACCACCAAGGAGUUCAUGAGACAGGUAUUGGAGAUUGAAAGCAGUUGGCUUCUGGAGGUGGCUCCCCACUAUUACAAGGCCAAGGAGCUAGAAGAUCCCCAUGCCAAGAAAAUGCCCAAAAAAAUAGGCAAGACACGAGAAGAGCUAGGGUAGAGGGGAAGGGACAUAAACAGAACCUAACACCAGCUCCUUUUCUUUCUGUACAUUAUUUAAUAUCUAUUAAUAAAAAUAUUUUUGGAAUAAA